Messenger RNA from Morus notabilis, 2108 nucleotides. Its product is annotated as la-related protein 6B. The record is from RefSeq and is a predicted model, not a curated record. The coding region runs from base 270 to 1712 and encodes 480 amino acids. Gene Ontology annotation, molecular function: mRNA binding. Gene Ontology annotation, cellular component: nucleus. The transcript is spliced from 10 exons. Gene Ontology annotation, biological process: RNA processing. Lineage: Eukaryota; Viridiplantae; Streptophyta; Magnoliopsida; Rosales; Moraceae.
CCGGUUGAGAGCCGAGAGAGAGAAAGAGAAGUCCUCCUCUCCAUCUUCAUUUUCUUUGACCUUUUUUUUUUAUUUUAUCGUUUUGGUCUUUAACAGACACACAGACAAACACAGGGGUUUAGGCCCUCUUCUCUCGCCCUCUAUCUAUAUAAUCAUAUCUAUCUCUCUCUGUCACAAAACCCUAAUUCGGAUCGGAUCGGGAUCAGAUUAGAUCAGAUCAGAACCCAGAAAAUUCGAAAUCAAAAUCGUAAUCCGAAUCAUUAAUCAAAAUGGCUCAACAAGAGGAACCGUCAUCAUCAUCAUCAGCAGAUCCGACUCUAUCUCGAAACGCAUCGUUUAGCAAGCUCAACGCCCGGGCUCCUGAGUUCGUGCCUUCUCCGCGCUCCGAACCUCCUCCUCCGGCGGCGCCUCUCCAAGUCUAUCACUCCCCUGCUCCUUCCCCUUUCCACGUUCCCAUUCGCACUCACCAUGUCCCUGUGGUUCCUAUUCAGAAUCAUCACCACCCUCACCAUCACCACCACCAUCACCACCCUCACCAUCACCUGCCGCCCAUUCACUUCCAUCCUCCUCCCCCGCCUCCGCCUCCGCCUCCCCCUCCGCCCCCUCACCACCACUUCUACGGCGGCGCUUCUGCUUUUUCCGACCAAGAUGCGCUUCCUCCUCCUCAAUCGCAACCGCCGCCCAAGCCCCCCUCCGAUCACUCGGCCCCGUCCAAGAAUAAGCUCUCCGACGAUGCUACUCUCAAGCUCUUGAACCAGGUGGAGUAUUAUUUCAGUGACUUGAAUUUGGCUACCACUGAUCAUCUUAUGAGGUUCAUCAGCAAAGACCCUGAAGGCUUUGUGCCGAUAUCCGUGGUUGCAUCCUUCAAGAAGAUUAAGGCUCUCAUUAAUACUCAUUCCCAGCUUGCAGCUGUUUUGCGUAACUCGUCAAAGCUCGUGGUUAGUGAAGAUGGGAAGAAAGUUAGGCGCCUUCAUCCGCUGACCGAGUCAGAUAUGGAUGAGUUGCAGUCUCGCAUUAUUGUUGCUGAGAACUUGCCUGAGGAUCAUUGCCACCAAAACCUCAUGAAGAUUUUCUCUUCUGUUGGGAGUGUGAAGACGAUCCGAACUUGCCAGCCGCAGACUCCCAAUGGAGGGGCUCCUUCAGCAUCAAGAGCAGCAAAAUCUGACAACAUGCUCUUUAGUAAUAAGUUGCAUGCUUUUGUCGAAUAUGAAUCUGUCGAGCUAGCUGAGAAGGCUGUUACAGAGUUGAAUGAUGAGGGAAACUGGAGAAGUGGUCUUCGGGUCCGUUUAAUGGUCAAACGCAUGUCGAAACCUUCUCAAGUCCGGGGAAGAAAAGGGCAUGAUGGGGAUAUGCAAGGUGAGGAAGAUGAUGCUUGUACAACUGAGUCACCAGUCAACAGUAAGCAAUUAGAAGAUGCUUCUCAGCAGUCUGACGCGCCUUCACAUGAACACCCAGGGGAGGAGCAUGUGAGUGACAAGGAGGGUGGGCAGAAAAAAGGGCGUAGCCGGGGACGCGGCAAGGGGCGUGGAAGAGGUCAUUAUCACCACAAUAACCGUGGGAAUAAUGUCGUGGGAACUCCACCUUCAAAUAAUAAUUCAGUUGGUAUGGAGUCAGGUGUAGCAAAGCAACAGCCUCCUGGACCGCGUAUGCCAGAUGGCACCAGAGGAUUUGCAAUGGGCCGUGGGAAGCCAGUCGCUGUUAAUAUCACAUAAUGACUGGGAUUUCGAGUGCUGCUUGUGUAUCUUUAGCUGCUUCGCGAUACAUGGUCGGGUGUAUGGUAGAGAACUGUGUUCCAGCGGGGUGUUGAUGGCAAUGGUUUUACAAAAGGGCUGUCAAUAAUUCCCAAACGAUGGUGGAGAGGUUUGUUAAGAGUCAGUUUGAGUGUACUCUCGUCUACUUCUACUAUUUGUGUUUUCAGAUCAGGGUGUGGUCAAGAAAAUGUGAUUCUGGCCUCCCUUUUUUUUCCUCAAUAUAAUGUAGAAAAGAAAAGAAAAGAAAAAAAAAAGCAAAAAAGAAAACAGUUGAGAGUCACCAAUACCUAUAUAGAUAAAAAGAGUGUAGAAAUGACAUUGAAAGAGAACUUACUCUAAUGGGUUUGUGAUUCAUCA